Messenger RNA from Theobroma umbraticum, 1123 nucleotides. RefSeq lists its product as uncharacterized. NCBI's taxonomy places the organism in Eukaryota, Viridiplantae, Streptophyta, Magnoliopsida, Malvales, Malvaceae. The record is from RefSeq and is a predicted model, not a curated record.
CAAACAGUGAACUUUUGCCUGUUGGUAGCAGUUUGGCACUUGCCCCUUCCUGCCUUCCAUUACCACCAAAAUAUAAGGAGAAUCUUGUUGUCUUUAAAUUUUGAAUUAGUGUUUAGAGAAGGGAAUACUAAGGAAAUUAAAUAUGACCGAAGUUGUGGCAGGUUUUCUUGCUCCAUGCCAACAGAAUUAUUUUGUGUGUAGAGUUGAAAAUUUUAGCAAAGGAAAAUGGCAAGUCAAGCUGAAGAAACCAGAACUGCAAUGCCAUGCAAAUUUCAAGUCAAAGUCACAGAAAUAUUUGGUCAGGAAUGAGUUAACGGUAAAGCCUGCUACUUACUCUGCAAGAAUUUCCACUGAUAUUCCUCUUUAUGAGACUCCUGGGGCUUUGUUUGAUCAGUAUUUGGAGGAUAAGCCCAGAAUUUUCAAUGCAAUGUUUCCUGACAAACAUAGAAGCCAACAGCUUAAUCAGGAUGAAUGGAGAAUCAAGAUGUUGCCCCUGCAGUUAUUGAUUCUAACUGUCUGGCCUGUAGUAGACUUGAGGUUGAGAUGCAAAUCAAGAGGUAGAGAUUACCCACCGGAAGUUCCUCGUGAUAUCACAAAAGUUCUUGAGCUUGACAUUACAAGAUGGGAACUCCAAGGGCUAAAUAAUGGUGUUGAUCAAUCCCAUUUCGCACUGAUUGUGAAAGGAACAUUAUACCCUGAUAGAAGAGGGAACAAAUGCCGGCUUGGGGGUCAUUUAGAGAUGAACAUAAGCUUUGUUCUUCCUCCUGCGCUCGCUUUGAUUCCUGAAAAUGUUCGCAACAGCCUUGGAAAAGGGAUAAUGACAAAGAUGGUUGAGAGCAUGAAGCAGAAGGUUGGCAGUAGCUUGCUUGCAGAUUAUAGCAAAUUCAAGAGGGAGAGAUCUGAUAAACGUGUAUAGCUAAACACUGUUACCAUUUUAAGAUAACAACCCUGUGCCUGCUGGAUAGAAAAAUAAGAAGCCAGCCUGAGAAUAUUAGCACCACUGUUUAUUUAGGUUUACUGAUCUAAUAAUCUUGGAACCUCUGAAAGCUUGCCAAAGUUCUUUUGAUUGUAUGGAUAUUGAUAUUGCAAAGUUGAGAACAAUGAAAGUUGUAGCAGUGAAAUC